Branchiostoma belcheri (Belcher's lancelet) is the source of this 1577-nucleotide messenger RNA. Its product is annotated as coiled-coil domain-containing protein 25-like. The record is from RefSeq and is a predicted model, not a curated record. Bases 86 to 712 code for a protein of 208 amino acids. The transcript has 9 exons. NCBI's taxonomy places the organism in Eukaryota, Metazoa, Chordata, Leptocardii, Amphioxiformes, Branchiostomatidae.
UGAGCAAGAGACUUCCGGUUUCAGACGGUGUCGUCAACUUCGUCUUAGUUUUUCGUCAGUUUAGGACUGUUUAGAAAUCUUCAAGAUGGUCUUCUACUUUCUGAGUAACGUCGUUGACCCGCCCAUGAAGAUUUAUAUGGGAUUGGACAAGUAUGAAAAUGAAGAGUUACUGAGAUGGGGAUGGCCAGAAGAUGUUUGGUUUCAUGUUGACAAGAUGUCCUCCGCUCACGUCUACCUCAGGCUGCCGAAGGGUGAGACAAUAGAGUCCAUACCAGCUGCAGUUUUAACAGACUGCGCUCAGCUGGUGAAGGCUAAUAGCAUUCAAGGUAAUAAGGCAAACAACAUCAGUGUGGUGUACACACCUUUCUGUAACCUGAAGAAGACGGCCAACAUGGAUGUGGGACAGGUUGGAUUCCACAAGCAGAGAGAGGUCAAGGUGAUUGCAGUAGAGAAGAGACUAAACGAGAUCGUCAAUCGACUGAACAAGACGAAGCAGGAGAGCCAGCCAGACUUGAGAGCGGAGCGGGAGGAGCGCGAUGCGGAAGAGCGACAGGACGCCAAGAAGAAGAUGAAGGAACAGAGGGACCAAGAGAAGGAGGAGGAGAGGAGAAGAAAAGAAGAGGAGGAAAAAAGGAGCUACUCAAACUUGAUGAGGGAGGAAAACAUGACAUCAAACCAGAAUGUUAUGGAUGAUGAAGACGACUUCAUUUAAAAAAGAUAUGUCCUUCAGUCUUGACAAGAUGACCCAGAGUGCUCCUUCUGCGGUGUGACACCAAAGUAGCUAAAUACACACCAGACGUCUGCUGCCCAGAGAGCUGCUGCAGUACCAGACUUGGUCACAAGGAGUGCAACAGGUGGUUGAACAAUGGACUGUGAGCAUGAAAGACUAUGCUUGACAACAUGGGAGUUGCUACGAAUGUAUUUGCAGCUUGGCCAACACGGCAUAUCAUCCUGGUACCACUCCACUGGUAUUUACUCACUUUACAAGGGAAUGGGCAAGUUUCAUGAACUGUUUUUACUUUGGCAGGUUUGGCUCAAAGGUUGGACAUAUCCUAUAUGAAGUUGCUAUAAUAGUAGAUGCUCAGUCUAUCUCAGAUUAAAGCAAAAUGACAAUGUUGGAUUUUGGCGAAAUAAACCAAGAUUAUUAAGAUUUAGCCUUGCCCAGAUAAAAAAUCAUUUGGAGAAAACAACAGGAAGCUUUUGCUUGCUUACCCCCAUGUUGGCAACACAACAACCAAAGGACAGUGACUUUGUUAGGUAUACAACAGCUAUACAUACAAACAAACCAGUGGAUACAAAUGAACUUGCAAGUAUAAAGAUGUCGGGAGAUAUUAUUAAGUUAUUAACAUUAGCUAUUUAAAGAAUAGGCUAAGUUUAGUGUAUGUAAAAUCAGUCGAAAACAUACAUUUGUUUUAAAGCAAUUCUUGAAUAUGCAUUUGUCCUUUCUUAGUAUGUUACGUUGUUGAGAGGAUAGCUUAGCUGAAAUUCUCUUUUGUCAAAGUAAUAAAGUAUUUCAUAUUGGUAUGUAGAGGUAUACACAAAUGAUAAUUACGUUGUAUAUGCAUCCGGGAAAAUGG